UAAGUCAAACGGCACCUUUCAAAGAUAUUAAAAUUCUAUUCAAAUGAACUGGCCAGAGAAAAAUUUAACUGGACAAUGUAGUCAUUUUGAAAAACAAGUUUUUGGCCAUCUUUAGUUAAACAAUUUGGCAAUGUGUAUCAAGGGCCAUAAGACUUUUCUUGAUCUUAAGAAUUAAUCCCAUUUCUUUGACUGUACUCUAAGGAAAUAUCUUUAUGCACCCCAUUUCUUUGACAUUAUUCUAAAGUGAUCACCUUAUGCACAAAGACAAUUAUCACAUUGCAAUAGGGAAAAGUAGAGAUGACCUAAAUGUCCUACAGUAUCUAAAACAAUAAGGGUAUUUUCUUACGGAAAUAUAGUUGACACAGUGUUACAUUAGUCUCAGGUGUACAACAUAUGAUUGCAGAAGUCUGUACAAUAUGAGGGGUAUGUUUAAAUAAAUUAUGAUAUCUCCAUAGACUAUGUUAUCAUGCAGAAAUUAAAAUCAGGUUGUAUAAUUUUAUUUAAUAACAUGAAGAAACCUAUUAUAAUGUUAAUUUCUAAAACCAGAGUGUAAAAUUAAGUACACAAUAUGGUCUCAAUUAUGUAAAAGAAAAUAUAAAUGAAAGGAAGUGUACAGAGUCAGUAUCAUGAUUGCUUCUGCCUGAUGAGAUUAUGUGUUUUUAAGCUUGUUCUUCAAGCUUUUUAUUUUUUUACAAAGACACACAUUGCUUUUAUAAUCAUAAAAAGAGACAAAGAUGAUGUAUGUUCAAUUGUUCCAAAAUGAUUAAAGUAAAGUACUUGACAAAUAAUGAAAAGGGCUAUGUUUUCUUCCUGAUGCAUUAUUUAUAGGGAAAACAAUUCCUAUUAGUCCCUGUUUUCAAAAAGCACAAUGUAUACUCUUCACAGUUGCCAAUACAAUGCCGGGGUAAUGUUGGUAAAAAGCACAGAUGAUAACCCCAGAGAUCUGUCUGUUGAUUAAGCGACCCUUUGAAAUUAGUCCAUGAAAAGGUCACUUACUCUUCAACAAAAAUAACGUUUUAGUCCAUGUCCUCUAAUUUCACACAAUGAGGGUGUAAUUUAAAUAUAUAUAUAUUUUUGAAGUUUCAAUUUAGUUUGAAGAGGUAUUAUGUAAAUAUUUUGAAUAUUCAAUUUAAAGUUCAACAUAAUAGACUGGCACCUAUUGAGCAACCAUGCUGUUCCACAAGGGGACAAAGGCAACUUUCACAAGUUUUAAUUGGCAGGGACCUUUUUGCACAGAAAGGUUAGCCUCAUUUGAAUACUGUUUGUAUUUAUGUGGUCCUAGCUGCCUUAAUAACUCACGAAUCAGCUGAUGGAUCAUCUGUCCCUAUUUGAUAGAUACAUCUCUCAGAUGCAGAUCAAUCUAUUUUGAAAUGAACAAAGGGGCAAAGGUCUUUUUGGAGAUGUUCCACAGGAGAUGAGCAUGGAAAUGAAUGCUCAGAGGGCCUUUCACACACCAAGGCGCUGCUGACUCAUUGAGCUGCAUGGAUGGAUGGGGAUACAUUCAGCUUUGCCUGUUCUCCUCUCAACUUGUUUUUGUGAUCAAGGAGAUACACUUCCAAAAUGACUAUUAAUGAUUCUUUUACCGGUGGGAUCCCAAAGUGCUGAAACAACCUACCCAAGAGCUUCCAGCCUUCAUCAGCCCUCAGGUAUUCCUUGAGGUAUGCUGGUUUUUCAAGACAGAUAACACAGAGAAAGUGGAGAAUACUCAGGUGGCUUUUCUGGGGGAGAAGAGCAUUUGGUUGAUUUUUUUAACGGAGAGAUAUUAAAGCCCUACACACUUCAGUAUGUUUGAAGCUUCCCAGUCUGAAUCAAGCUGUGUACUUUAAGCUGUUAUGGUUGUCAUGGGAAUUCUUUUGGAGAUUUCCACGGAAUUUGGGGGCUUGCCGUGGAGGAUCCUCAUGGCUGGCUUUUCUUUGCAGAGGAAUGCCUAGUUUUUGAUGUUGGCAUGUCCCCUGUGAGAAAGACCAGAGGUAAAGUGGUACCUCCAAGCAAGACCAGAAGAAUGUCAGGUGGAAGUUCCCCAAAUCUUGCAUGCUGUGUUCAGAGGGGAUGGACGUCUGGAAACCUUGCCUGUCUUUAGCACCCUUGGAGCUGGAGCUGGAUGGAAGGCCAGUGGAGUAAGACACAGAAUUCUUUGUUACAUCACUGAAUAAUGGAUGAAGCUGAGAGAGAAAAAGAGAAGAGGGAUGUACCUGAUGUAGCUGAAAAUAAAAAGAAGGACCGUUUCAAUGCCUUCUUCACGGAACUGCGUGCCAUGCUUCAAGCUCAUGGUUACCCUGUAAAAGGAGACAGAUCUAAAACAUCACAGGGGACUACUGCUGCUUCACAGGAGAAGGAAGGCAAAGUCAAUCCAGAAACCUCCAGAGAGCAAUCUAAUUGGAUUCCAUCAUUUCAUAGCUAUGAAGACUUCAAGUGUAAGACACUACAAUCAUUAGAUGGCUUUAUGAUAAUACUGAGCACAGAUGGAGUGAUAAUUUUUGUCGCUGAAAAUAUCACUUGUCUCCUUGGCCAUUUACCAAAUGAGAUCAUAGGUAAAAAGUUAUUAAGUCUUCUGCCUGAUCAUGAGAAAAACGAAGUCUACCGAAAGAUUGCUCUCAAACUUCCUUUGUCAAACUCAGUGGGAAAACAUAUUGAUUUUUGCUGUCAUUUAAAGAGAGGAAAUGUUGAACAUGAUAGCGGACCUACUUAUGAAUAUGUGAAACUCAUCCUAACAGUACAAGAUAUUUUAAAUGAACCUUUGAUGCUCUUCAGCAGCUUCUUCCCCAGCCAUGCCUAUGCUGAGUCAUCUCCUACAUAUCUUCCUCUGGAGGAUCGGUUUUAUCUGGUGGGGUCCAUCUUUCUCUUCAGGGCUCAGAUCCUACGAGAACUUUUCACUGUAAAGAAAGCUGAGGAAGAGGUUCUGCUGAUACAAGACUCCGAUGAGGAACCUGUGUCUCCAGAGCACAGAAGCCAGGGCCAAAAGAGAAGUUCUAGAAUGGAAUUGCUUCGUGCUGAAUCUGCUGCUGCUGCUGCUGCCUCAGAGGAUCAAGUUGAUAUUGGAACGGUUGAGCAGUAUGGCCCCCAAGAGUCUGAUCAUGUAAUUAGGAUAGAAUCUGAUAUAUCUUAUGAUUCCAGCACAUCGUCCCUGGAAAGCAUACUGGCAUCACCAGUUGCAUCAUCUUCGCAAAGCUUUGAAUUCCAGCCGGUGGUGGAACAGGUUUCUGAUGUAGAUGAGGUACAACCGGUGGACGAGCUGGAAGAGGUGGACCAGAUGGAGCAGAUGGAUGAGGUGGAUGAGGUGGGACAAGUAGAUGAAGAGGAAGAGGUGGAGCAGAUGGAGGAGCUGGAGCAGGAGGGGCAGCUGAACCAGGUGGAGGAGGACAAACAGCUGGACCGAGUGGAGCAGGAGGACCAGGCAGACCAGGCUGAGCAGGAGGCCAGCUCACCCUCCAGUGCGGCUGCUGGCAUCAGUGAUGAGUCAAUACAACCACCGCCAUCAAUUAUGUCAUACAUCAACAAGCGGGAGCUGGAGCUGAUGAAAAAGUUCAGGGAGCAGCUGGAAGAGCAGACACGGAUGCUGCAGGCUGACAUCCGAAGCCAGCGGGAUGCACUGGAAAUGAUGAAGGAACAGCUUCAGAGAAUACAGGAUUCCACCUUUCAGAUGCAGCCAACCAUCUCACACCACCUUGACCAUCCUGAGUUCCAGUCUUUGGAGCCAGUGCCCAAGAAACAACGCACUGAGCAAAUGAAGGAGUCCCUCCCAGACCUCAAGGAGAUCAGCCUUUCCUGUGGUUCAUGUUCACCCUGCUCUUUCAAAUUCUCGGAGGAGCUGGAGGAGACUUGUGAUGACUCCAACCAGCCACUGCUGGAGGGGCAGGACCCAUUCCUGCAGCAGCCAUUGCAGCAGGCACAGGACCAGCUUCUGUCAGAGCAGCAGAUGCAGGAGCAACCCCAGCCGCCGAGCACCGUGGUGGGAAGGCAGAAGCUGCAGAUAUACCUGCCAGGCCAGGCCGGCGUAGCUGUGCCCCUCUGUGAGGACCCCAUGACGUUCAUGCACACCCAGACCAUCGUUCCUGUCCAGUUAGCAGCUGGACAACAGCCCUCUGGCUGCUAUCAAGGUGAUACCCUGGGGGACGAAGAAGAUGACAGCCCUAGGUUUUUUCCUGAGCAGCAGAAGGUGUCCAUGGUGUAUAGCCCGGGCUCUGACACAGUCGCUUCUACCAGCUUUCCUCAGUCUCCCAUACAUUCUGACUCCAGCUUAGUCACCCUGGAGACCCCACAGGAUUAUAUCCAGCUUUGGCAACAGCCACCAGAUUCACAGCAUCACCUUUACCUCCAAGUGAAUACUUGGCCUUCCAGUGAGCACAACAGCCUGCAGGACCAAGCUACCUGGCCCCAGGUGUCAGCUCCUCAGGCAAAUCCCGAGGCUUUCCAGGACCCUGAAGAAUACUCACCAGGCCAUAUCAGCUAUUUUAUGUCUGCUGAGCGGUCUAGCUCGGACGAAAACCAGCACCAGCAGUACUUUCAUACCAAACCUUGAGAGAAGAGGGACAGACAGGCCAAUGAGGCCUGCAUGGCCAGGGGGCCUCCAAGGCUCACAGAGUCCCCUGGAAUAGGGGUUGGGGAGGGGGGGUGGAUAUUUUCUUUUCUUUCCUGAUAAGUUCUGUUUGGGAUUGUUGAGCACAACCCAUUUCUUGGAAGGUAUAUUGCAGAGGCAGCCUGUGCUGAUGUGUGACAGCAGCCAGGCCCCAGCAGGAGACUGCUGUCCCUCACCUUCCUGCCUGGCCUUACACACAGCUGUUCUAACAUGGGCGAGCAGGCUGCAGAGUCUACUCAGGUUCGAAUACCGUUUUUUGGUUUUGUUUUUGUUUUCUGCCGAGAAACGUUUUCCAGCAUGGUUUAUAAUCUAGUAAGAAGCUGUUUUGUCUUAAGCCACAGUCAUGUUGGGGAAAUCACAGGUAACAGCAUUCCAAUGGUGGGAAGCUGAAAUCAGAUGAACACAGGUGCUUUGUACUAAAAUAAUCACAGCUCCAGUGCUUAAUAAAUAUCUUUCU
Lutra lutra (Eurasian river otter) is the source of this 5033-nucleotide messenger RNA. It is a transcript of the gene PASD1, whose product is annotated as PAS domain containing repressor 1. Gene Ontology annotation, molecular function: DNA-binding transcription factor activity, RNA polymerase II-specific. Lineage: Eukaryota; Metazoa; Chordata; Mammalia; Carnivora; Mustelidae. Gene Ontology annotation, cellular component: CLOCK-BMAL transcription complex. Bases 2153 to 4519 code for a protein of 788 amino acids. The record is from RefSeq and is a predicted model, not a curated record. The transcript is spliced from 21 exons. Gene Ontology annotation, biological process: regulation of transcription by RNA polymerase II; circadian regulation of gene expression; negative regulation of circadian rhythm.